AAUUCUUCCUCCACAUAGCUCUCCAAAAAGCUUCUUGAUCUUCUUUCCAUCAUACUAAUGGAUUCUUCUUGUUUACUUGGCACUGUCGCUCCUCCAAAAAGCUUGUUCUAUAGAAAAUUCAGAUUCCUUAGAAAAACCAAAAAUAUUUCUUCUUCUCUAUCUCCUUCAUAUAUUCCUUCUUCUUUGUCUCGCAACUGGUCAUACCCCGUUUUUCUGAGCUUCCGCGGGGAAGAUGUCCGCAGAGGCUUUCUCAGUCACAUCAAGAAGGAGUUUCAAAGAAAUGGAAUCACACCAUUCGUUGAUAAUGAGAUCAAGAGAGGAAGAUCCAUUGGUCCUGAGAAUUUACAGGGGAUUAGAGGAUCUAAGAUCACGAUCGUCUUGCUCUCGAGAAACUAUGGUUCUUCCAAUUGGUGUCUUGAUGAGUUGGUGGAGAUUAUGAAAUGCAGAGAAGAUUUGGGUCAAACAGUGAUGACCAUUUUCUAUGAUGUGAGAAAGCAGAGGGGAGACUUUGGGAAGGCUUUUAGAAAAACUUGUAUUGGGAGACCAGAGGAGGUGAAGCAGAAAUGGAGGCAAGCUUUAGCCAGUGCCGCAAAUAUACUCGGGGAGGAUUCUCGUAAUUGGGGAAAUGAAGCGGAUAUGAUCAUUAAAAUCUCAAAAGAUGUCUCUGAUGUGUUGGGUUUUACGCCAUCAAAAGAUUUUGAUGAGUUUGUUGGCAUUGAAGCUCAUGUCACGGAGAUAAACUCGUUGUUACGACUAGAUCUUGAUGAGGUGAGAAUGAUAGGGAUUUGGGGUCAUGCUGGGAUUGGCAAGACUACCAUCUCCAGAGCUUUAUAUAACAAACUCUUUCAUAACUUUCAACUGAGCGCAAUCAUGGACAACAUCAAACUACGUUACCCAAGACCUUGUCACGAUGAGUACAGCGCAAAACUGCAGUUACAGAAAGAAUUGUUGUCUCAGAUGAUCAACCAGAAAGAUAUGGUGGUUCCUCAUUUAGGUGUGGCUCAACAGAGGUUGAAGGACAAGAAAGUUCUUCUUGUUCUUGAUGAUGUUGAUGGGUUAGUACAGCUAGAUGCCAUGGCGAAAGGUAUACGAUGGUUUGGUCUAGGAAGCCGCAUUGUCGUCGUAACACAAGAUCUAAAACUUUUAAAGGCACAUGGGAUCGAAUAUAUUUACAAAGUUGAUUUUCCACCUUCUGAUGAGGCUCUUGAAAUAUUCUGCAUGUAUGCUUUUGGACAGAAAUCACCUAAAGUUGGUUUUGAGGACAUUGCUCGAACGGUUACAAACCUUGCUGGUAAACUUCCUCUAGGACUAAGGGUUAUGGGCUCGUAUUUACGGCGAAUGUCGAAGCUGGAGUGGAGGAAAGCACUUCCAAGGUUAAGGACCAGCCUUGACCGUGAUAUUGAGAGCAUUUUGAAGUUCAGUUACAACUCCUUAGAUGAAGAAGAACAAGAUUUAUUUCUUCACAUAGCCUGUGUUUUCAAUAAGGAAACGAUUGAGAUAGUAGAAGAUUCUCUUGCAAAGAAGUUUGUGGAUGUGAGGCAAGGGCUCCAAAUUUUAGCCGAUAAAUCUCUCAUCAUGUCUAUGAACUUGGGAGAUAUAAUGAUGCAUAAUUUGCUAAAACAACUGGGUAGAGAGAUUGUUCGUCAUGAGCCUGGGAAACAGUCCAUUUGUGAGCCAGGGAAACGCCAGUUUUUGGUUGAUGCGAGGGAUAUUCGUCAAGUACUCACUGAUGAUACAGGUACUAGAACUAUUAUAGGCAUAGAUCUCGAGUUAUCGGUGAAAUUCAUAAGAUUCCACUACCAAUUUGGUGAUCAUUGUGACGACAUAUUGUUCUUACCGCAAGGUUUGAACAAUAUAUCUCGAAAACUUAUAUUACUACAAUGGGAACGUUUUCCACUGACAUGUUUGCCUUCCAAGUUUAAUCCGGAGCUCCUUGUCAAAAUAAACAUGCGGAACAGCAUGCUUGAGAAGCUGUGGGAAGGAAAUGAACACAUUGGAAAUCUCAAAUGUAUGGAUUUGACUUAUUGUGCAAACCUAAAGGAGCUUCCUGAUUUCUCAACUGCAACUAAACUCCAAGAACUGAGACUCAGAUAUUGUCAUAGCUUGGUUGAGCUCCCCUCUUCCAUCGGGAAUGCCACUAAUUUAUUAGACUUGGAUCUUGCUUAUUGCUCACGUCUGGUGGAACUCCCCUCCUCUAUUGGGAAUCUCACGAAUCUUAAAUAUUUGUCUCUCUCUGGUUGUGUGAAUCUGGUGAAACUCCCCUUCUCUAUUGGGAAUCUCACUAGUCUCAAGGAGUUGUGGCUCAGUGAUUGCUUAAGUCUGCUGGCCAUCCCUUUUACCAUAGGAUAUAUCACUAACCUCAAGGAGUUAUAUGCCUGUAGGUGUUCACGUCUAGUGAGACUCCCUUCCUCUAUUCGAAAUCUCACUAAUCUCAGGAAAUUGUUUCUGUCGGAUUGCACGAGCCUGGUUGAAUUUCCCUCUUUUAUCGGGAAUUUAACUAGUAUCAAGAAUUUGUAUAUGAGUGGAUGGUCACGUCUGGUGAAACUCCCCUGUAUGGGAAACGCCACUAAUCUCCAAAGCUUGUGUCUUAAUUACUGCACAGGUCUAGUGGAGCUCCCUUCCUCUAUUGGGAAUGCCAUUAACCUCCAAGUGCUGUCUCUCGAUGGAUGCUCAAGUCUACUGCAACUCCCCUCAUCCGUUGGGAAUAUCACUAGUCUCAGGCAGUUGCAUCUCAAAAGAUGCACAAGUCUUGUGGAGCUCCCUUCCUUUGUUGGAAAUGCAUGUAAUCUUGAAAUAUUGUAUCUUGAUAAUUGUUCGAGUCUGGUGGAGCUCCCUUCCUCCAUCUGGAAUGCAACUAAUCUCUCACACUUAAGUGCCUGUGAUUGCUCGAGUUUGGUAAAGCUCAACCUUGUAUUGGAACUCAAGCAAUGCAGACAACUCGUGUCACACCCAAUGCUUCCAGAUUCCUUCUCAUCCCUAGAUGAAGAAAACCGUGAGUCUUUGGUGGAGAGACUGGAUUGCUCCUUUCACAAUCCAGAGAUUAUUCUCAAUUUCGCUAGCUGCUUCAAAAUUAAUAAAGAAACGAGUGACCUCAUCUUCCAGACAUGGACUUGUACAAAUGUGGUAUUACCGGGUCAACAAGUGCCUGGUUACUUCACAUACCGAGGCACUGGUGAUUCUCUAACAGUGAAGUUGAACCAGAGGUAUCUUCCUACCUCUUUGAGAUUUAAGGCUUGCCUCUUGCUAGUUGAGUGUGAUAGCAAGGUCUGGUCAAACCAAAAGGACAAGUGAUGAGCUGAUGCAAGGAACUUCUGGCAUCAUGGACAAACCAAAUCGCCACAUUGUUACGCACGUACCAAACCGCUAUAUUCGACGUCCACUUUCAGGGGAGAAUCUCUACACAUUCGAAGUUGAGCUAGAGCUGACUUCCAG
Eutrema salsugineum is the source of this 3432-nucleotide messenger RNA. Its product is annotated as disease resistance protein TAO1. Gene Ontology annotation, biological process: defense response; signal transduction. Lineage: Eukaryota; Viridiplantae; Streptophyta; Magnoliopsida; Brassicales; Brassicaceae. Gene Ontology annotation, molecular function: ADP binding. The record is from RefSeq and is a predicted model, not a curated record.